AUGGAUUCUGGAGGCAUGGCUGGCUGGAGAAGCGGGAUUAUGCUCCAAUAUUCGGUGAAGCAGAAGGUCACGGACGCGGUUGAGGAGAGGACAGGCACCAGCCGCAGGAGGCUUGUUGGUGGGACGGUGGUAGGUGAUGACAUUUUGGUUCAGAGCCAAAAGUAUGGGCUGGGAUUGUUUGCUAUAGGAAGCCUGCGAAUCCAACGAAGCCAAUGUGCUAUCUCUUAUGAGGUCUGGAAGUCCUGCGAUUCCUGGGCCGCAUUUGCUCACCCCCGCGAUGUCUACAAUACUCAGGGUGGAGAGUACUUGCUUAAUAAGCUCCAAGAGCACUUGCUCAAUUCACCAGUUCUACACCCAUACAGAGGUCUUCUCAAUUCGGGAUGGAUCCGCAUGGAGUUCAAGUCGAAAGACCAGCACACUGGCCAAGUUCGAGUCUACCUCCUACCAGACGAUGUGGGACGAGGCACAAUUGAUAGAGAGGUCACGUCUUUGCGCCGACCAAUGCAGCAGCUGCUGACACAACUCGACAUGUCAAAGUCCACAUGGAAGGGAGAGUGGGAUGAGAAUACACCUAUAGUACAUGCUGAUUCUUCUCUCGAUGAAGAGGAGGGUGAUAACGCCUCGCUCUUCCAUAUCUUCAACACUCUUCCAUCGCCAAACCCAGAUGCGGAGCUCGUCAAUGACUACUACGCCAAAGAUGCGAUGUAUAAUAUUCUUGACAGCAAUAUUCCAGGUUUGACUACCGAGCUAUUUAUGUACCAACGACGCUCAGCUGCAAUGAUGCUUCAACGCGAGGUACAGCCAGCCCAGCUUCUUGAUCCGAGACUCCGACCAAUGACCGACCAGAAUGGUAGUAGCUUCUACUGUGACUUGGAUGCCGGUUUUUGCGUGCGGGAGCCUCGCACUUAUGAGUCUGCAAAGGGUGGCAUUUGUGCCGAGACUAUGGGUCUUGGAAAGACUUUGAUUUGCUUAGCUCUCAUUCUCGCGACCAGAGCGAUGUCGUCUCAGAUCCCAAUCGAGUACUCAGUCGACACCAUACCUGUUCGAAAAACUACAGGGUCCUUGCUAGAUAUGGCCGCUGCAGCCAUUGGUCGAACUGGAACUCCUUGGCAGGAUUACUUUGCUCGAAAGAAGGCAGAAGGCUAUGAAUUUUCUAAAUGUCUUGACGCUAUUCAGAGAGGAAAGGGCUAUUACUUCAUUCCGAGUCCCGUACGACGUCGAGAAUCCCGCCACCCCGUCAUUGUUCCACCCCGUAAAGUCUGGCUCACUACUGCAACCCUUGUGGUAGUUCCGGCUAAUUUGGUCAAGCAAUGGGUUUUUGAGAUCAAGAAGCACACGGAAGGACUCAAGGUGCUUGUUAUGGACAAGAAUCAGGACCAACUCCCUCCAGCAGAGAAGUUGACCGAAUAUGAUAUUAUUCUGUUCAGUAGACAGCGCUUUGAUAAGGAAGCACAAGAUGGGAGCGACAAACUUGGGCGACACGUGUAUCGGUCACCUCUAAAGGAUCUUCACUUCAAGCGAUUGAUCACCGACGAGGGUCACACAUUUGGAAAUACAUCAAAAAGCUCAAUCACGGAAGCUGCUACAGUUGUUCAGUUCCUACAGGUCUCAGCUCGCUGGAUAGUAUCUGGAACCCCUACUCAGGGACUUUAUGGCGCGGAGGUCUGGAUGGCUAACUCGGAAACCUCUUCGAACUGCAAUUCUCCUGUCCGACCAAGCAACCCUAACAACCAAUCCGGAUUCGACUUGCAGAACAACCAUACCGGAAUUGUUCCAAACGUGGAAGACACAGAAAGCAACAAUGAAUUCUCCACGGAGCAGGAAAAGGCAUUAUACAAACAGGAACGCAAGGAUCUCGAGAAGUUGGGCAACAUUGCCACAAUGUACUUGAAAGCUCGUCCAUGGGCCAAUAGCCCCGAGGACAAUGAUGUUGCAAAUUGGUCACACCACAUGAUGCAGCCGCGCCAUGGCUCGAAGAGCCGCGGUAAUAUGCAUUGUUUGAGAUCGACUUUGGAAGGCAUGAUCAUUCGUCACAGACCAGAGGAUGUUGAGAAAGAUGUGGUCUUACCUCCUUUAAACCAGAGCAUCGUAUAUCUCGAUGGCUCCAUUCAAGACAAGAUGUCUUUGAACAUGUUCUCGAUGAUGAUCGUCUCCAAUGCCGUUACUUCCGAGCGCAAGGACGCGGAUUACUUGUUCCACCCCCGUCAGCGAGGAGCUUUGGAUCUACUCGUGAAGAAUCUACGCCAAGCUUCGUUCCACUGGUCUGGCUUUACUCUGGAAGAUGUGAAAGUCACGACCGACAUCGCAAAGGAAUUCUUAAAGAAUGGAAAAGUUCCUGUGAGCCCAGAGGAUAAGACUCUGUUGGAGGAGGCUAUUCAGGUUGGAGAAAUGGUUCUUUUGAACAGGAUCAGGAAGGCUACCAGCGAAUGGCAUGAAAUGCCCAUGUACAUCCAGAACGAAUGGCCGGAGGAUCUUAGAGCUGCCUGGUCACUUGAUGGUGAUUCCGGAAACCCAACGUUGAUGGGUGCCACGAUGAUCCAUACAUUGCAGAAAGCUGUCGGAGCUCGACUUUGUCAGGAAGAUCCGAUGGAAGGCCUCGUUGAAGCUGGAAGAACAUCAUUGAAAAGUGCAUAUCUGGCUGCAAACCCUAAGCCAUACAACAGACCAGUUAGAAAGAGAAAGCGUGGCCAGGCUUCAACGAAGCCCCCAAAGAAGGCUGACCAGGGCCCGCCAGCCCUGGCCGGUGGUGUCACUGUUUCAUCGGAGGAUGGACCAAGUCCAAGGAAGCGAGCUCGAGCUUCAUCACUUGGUGUCUCGAAUCUUGGGUCUUCGCGCUUGACAGCGACGUCUGGUAUGGAUACGACCGAACCUACCCUGAAACCAAAGCCCGCAAUCAAGGGAUUGGACAAGGCUGCAGUGGCUGGUACUCUUGAUCCAGCUUCACCUCUGACUACUACAUCCAUCAUUUCAACUUCUUCUGCAAAGCUAUCGUAUCUUAUGGAUCGCAUUACCGCCCAUCAUCAAACUGAAAAGAUAUUAGUGUUUUACGAGUCAGAGAACGUGGCUUAUUACAUCGCCCAAGCUCUCGAGUGCCUUCACAUCAAGCAUCUCAUCUAUGCCAAGACUCUUCCUUCGGAUCGCAAGUCUCAAUACGUUGUUACCUUCAACCACACCGAGACCUUCCGUGUUCUUCUUAUGGAUAUAUCACAGGCCGCCUUUGGUCUCGACAUGAGCUCUGCCUCGCGAGUCUACUUCGUCAAUCCAGUUUUUUCUCCACAGGUGGAGGCGCAGGCUGUUAAGCGUGCACAUCGUAUCGGUCAGACAAAACCAGUGUUUGUUGAGACCCUCGUCUUGAAUGGCAGUAUUGAAGAAGUGAUUUUAGAGCGUCGCAAGGAUAUGAGCAACGAAGAACAUAACAAAUGCAAAAAUAUCCUGGAUGACGAGAAGAUGUACGAUUGGAUUCGGAAUGUGCGCUUUCUGCCACUCCCAACUGGCGAGAUUCCUGGCCCGGAGCAAAUGGCGAAGUUGGAGACGCCUGAACUUGUCUUAGGCAGAGUUGCUAGUUCAGUCACUGGUGCUGUUCACGAUCCGGAUGCUGACCUGCUGACCGAGAUGCUGAGUCCAGAGGCAAAAGGGAAGAGGAAGGCAAAAGUAGCUUUCGGCGACGAGGAGGACACUCCGGGAACAAGUCCCCCGAUAGGCCCCAGGAUGAUGUCGACGCGAGAGGAAUACGAGGCUUAUUUGAAUUCUCAGACAGAGGAAUAUUCUUAUUCAUCCUCUCCCAUGGAUGAUGGAGAAGACGAAGAAGAUGAGGACAUUGAUGAUUUCGAGAGAUACAACAAAGCUACAAAAAAUCGACCUCAGCCUCAAUAUGGCGAGUAUCCUGACAUCAGCAAAUUCGAUGCCCCGCCUGCCGAUAAACCAGCACCUCCACGCCCCCCUUCGUCUCAAUCUACCCGAGGUUACUUCAUGUCUUUACAAGACAUGAGGAAACAAUAA
Molecule: messenger RNA, 3999 nt
Organism: Amorphotheca resinae ATCC 22711
Lineage: Eukaryota; Fungi; Ascomycota; Leotiomycetes; Helotiales; Amorphothecaceae
Exons: 5
Coding region: 1-3999 (1332 amino acids)
Molecular function (GO): ATP-dependent chromatin remodeler activity; ATP binding
Source: RefSeq, a predicted model, not a curated record